This is a messenger RNA of Suillus discolor, 2766 nucleotides long. RefSeq lists its product as uncharacterized. The record is from RefSeq and is a predicted model, not a curated record. NCBI's taxonomy places the organism in Eukaryota, Fungi, Basidiomycota, Agaricomycetes, Boletales, Suillaceae. The coding region runs from base 1 to 2766 and encodes 921 amino acids. The transcript has 12 exons.
AUGCCCAAACUUCUUCCCCUUGUUUCAUGUUGGCACAUCGUGAAGUUUGGAAGGAAGAUCAUGACUAACCUUCAUGAUGAAUGGAGACCCUUCCGCAUCGACUACAAUUUGUUGAAACGUGAACUCAAGUCUCGCACCACCUCUCACAGCUGGGACGACAAAGAUGAACCUGACGCUGUCCAGACCACUGAGUUAUCUUGCUGUAUACGGGAUGCUGAAAAGGACGUUCAAAAACUUGUCGCUCAAGAAUCUUCUCCACCUUCUUCCAAGGCGCUCCACACCCAUUCCUCUGACCCAGGAUUGCAUCGAGCAUGCCCUUCGGACUAUGGACCCGACGAGGGCUCUGAUGAUGAUGAUGAUGAUAUGGACGAUAACCAAUCUGAUACCUCAAUCAAAGACCUCUUUCACAGCCUUCAAGAAGAAGUCGCUACCCUCGUAGCAGAUGUUCACGAUUUGGCAUUGUACACUAAGUUGAAUAUCACUGGUUUUCUUAAAAUUUCAAAGAAACACGAUAUGCGUUUUCUAGAAGAGAUUAAAAAGCCUCCUCCACCGGAAAAAAAACUGUUCAUUUUCCUCGAUGUCACCAUUCUGCGCAAGUAUCUGGAAUACGAGUUGAAUGUGAACAAUACACCCUUCCCUUUCGAUUUGGAAAUGGCUAUUGAUGCCUGGGUGUUACUCAUAUUCUUUGUCGGCAAUGAUUUCUUGCCGCAUUUGCCAUCACUUGAGAUUCACGAAGGAGCGAUUGAUACUCUCUUGAGGAUCUGGAAGAUGGAGUUGCCCAGAAUGGGUGGAUAUCUGAUGAACCAUGGUCAACUAGUGCUUAGUCGUGCGCAGAUCAUAUUAGAGGGACUGGCGCGACGAGAAGAUGAGAUCUUCCAGACUUACCAUAUCUCAGCUGAGCAAUGCCAAGAUCAAGAGGCGAAACAUCGUAGGAUUGAAAAGUCUGGGUCUGGAGAGAACGCCGCAGGCAAUAUUCAGUUUGCCAUUCCAUCUGUGAAACUUGGUCUGACUGCAUCCACUACAUCACUAUCAUCUCUUCCUCAACGUGCAGAUAAUGCUUUUGCUGCCAAGGCCGACUCUAUUGGUCUCGGAGCGCCGCGUAAUGCUCAGUCUCUUGAAGUCGCUCCAGUUGCAGCGCAAGCACUGGCUGGUUCAAAUCGUGAUGUAGUUGCCAAUCGAGCUGCUAUACAGAUGGCGAACAUGAGUGCUGCAGAGAUGCUCAAGGCUGAGCUAUCUGGACUCAUUCCUGUGAAACAGAGUAUUUCUGCUCCUAAACCUGAGCCGGUUGUUCCUACCCCUCCACCCAAAACAGAGGCUGAGCUUAUGGAUGACGGAGAUAUUCCAGGUCUUGGGAAUGCUUCAUCAGCACUUGAAUUCGUUGAUGAUGGGGCUGGUGACAUGGAUGUCGAGCCCAAUGAUCCUGUAACUCUUCCAGCUGAUGAGCCUGUAACACCUGUCGCUGGUGUCAAGUGGAAGCUUGAAGAUAUCGAGGGAGAGGAUACCGAUAAAGUGGCUGGCAUUGAUGAGGAGUCGUCUGAAGAUAACGAAGAUGCAUCUUACACCCUGGUAGUCAGGGCCGAUGGCUCAGUUGAUCAGGCCGAUAACAUGCGUAUUGGCGAUAACUGGCAGCGAACCGACAUUGGGAUCAACCAUCUUUUUGACCAGGUGUUAGUGGCGGAUAAAGAGCUUUUCAAGUGCAUUUCCCUUAUUGAACAGUUUCGUAACAUGCUCACAUUCAUUAUGGUCAAGGUAUGGGGUUUUGGAAGUCAAACUUCAGACUCAGUUUGGAUAAGAUCCUCCCAAGUGGGUAACAGAUCUGGUCCAGUCGAAGCUGCUCCCAAGUUCAGCAAAUUCAUCCAUGGCUGCGCUACCCUACUGCCUAAUCACAUAGAUCUCGUGCCGUUCUGGCUGCCUCAAAUGGACACGGAUAUCCUCAAGCCCAAUACUGGAUACCUCACAGUCGAGCGUCCGACAAAGAGUACUCCUGAUUUUCAGUCCGGUAUUCUCUCGCCCCUCUCGCCCGUUUUGCCGGUACACUCCUACAUUGAGCCUGUCUCUGAAGGGGAAGAAGAUGAAGAGAUGGACUUGACGCCUGCUAGAGACGAGUUUCGGCACACAGGGCUGGCGCAUGAGGACGUUACGGCUGCUAUCGCAUUUCGUGAAAAGUCCCUCAAGGAACGUGAACCUGCAUCUCAGUCCAGGGGAAGCAGCAGCACUCCUGAAGUGGUAUACGAUGAACGCAUGCCAUUGUUGAAGCUGCCACAGCCUCCGAGGGCGGAGAGGAAUGUGUCAAUUGACCCACUGGCACCAUCUUCUGCGUUCGAUGAGCAUCUGCAUGAGCGUUUACAGGUGAAUAAGAAUGUGCCGCCGCAUGUACAGGAUGGUGAGGUGCAGGCUGCUGUAGGGCUGGACGAGGAAAAUCUGCGAGAGGAGGACCGUUUAUUAGUGAGAGACUGGUGUGCACCAUCUGGCAAGCGGAUUGCAGUGCUUGUUCAUAUUGAGUUUUGCAAACGAACGCACGUUCUUGAAUGGUUGAGCUUUGUGGUGCUGAUCGGCACUAUCGCUACGAUGUUAUUGAACUUUGUACCUGCAGAUGAUCCGCAGGGCCUGAUUAGUGCUGCGCUGCUCGCGAUCACCUAUUCAGCAAUCAUCUUUGUGUACCGAGCACUUCGUCUGCAUGCGCAAUCGGUGGAAGGGCUUUAUUAUGACAAGUACGGACCGACUAUUCUUUGCUUUUUGCUGUUGGCUGUUACAUCGAACCUGUGA